Molecule: messenger RNA, 1605 nt
Organism: Sorghum bicolor (sorghum)
Lineage: Eukaryota; Viridiplantae; Streptophyta; Magnoliopsida; Poales; Poaceae
Product: protein ALP1-like
Exons: 4
Coding region: 240-1268 (342 amino acids)
Source: RefSeq, a predicted model, not a curated record
GCGCGAGGGCGCCGCUCGGGGCCGCGCGAGGACGCCGCUCGGAGGCCGGAGGCGCGAGGACGCCGCUGUGGGGUCGCGUGAGGGCGCCGCGUGCAUCGCCGGACCACCACGCCAUCACCGCAGGAGGGCCGCGCGCCUCUGUGUGCCAGGAGAGCACCACCGGUAGGGGUAGGCCAUUGACGAGAUCUGAAACAGCUCAGUGAACGAGGUGUAGAUCCAUCCAUCUUGUGGUCUUGGUGAUGCGCAACAACCAGUCCCUUCAGAUCAAGAAGGUUCAAGUUCGGAAACCUCUUGUCAACAGAGAAGCCAUGGCCAAGGGAAAGGCUAAGGCUGAUGCUUUUGUACCUUCUCGUGAGAGGUCUCUGAAUUGGCAUGAGGAUCAGACAAAGUACAUGCUUGAGUGGUGCAUGGAGUAUUUGAAGAAAGAACAUGUAGGAUUCAAGUUCAAGAAGUCACAUCUCCUGUUGUGUGCCAAUGCUUUAAACAAAAAGUUUGCUAUGGGGGUGACCGUUGAUCAAGUGGACCGCCACUACAGGUACCACAAAGAAAAUUGGAAGUACAUUGCAAUAGCAUUGAGCAAUAGCGGCAAUACAUUUGAUGAAACUAGAUGCAUGGUGAUUAUUUCAGAAUCUGAAAAGGCGCGUUUAUGUGACAGAGCCAGACGCCUGCUUUCUAAGCCUAUUAAGUUCUACAAUGAAAUGAAAGAACUAUUCAUGGGAUCAAAUGCUAAUGGAUCUUUGGCUAUGGAUCAGAACACAUGCAUGGAUGUUGAUGAUGGCUCAGAUAGUGAUGACUCAAGAGAACUAAUUGACCUCAAUGCCUACACACUGCCUGAAGAAGUUGAAGGUGAGGAUUCAGAUACUUUGCCAACUCCAACUAUACAUGCACCGGUUGAUAUUCCAUCUUCCAGCACUGAUCAAGUUAGUAGGAAGCGUCCAAGAGCCAAGAACUCUCCAACUAAGAAACCAAAACGCAAGAGUCGUUUUGCAGACUCAACUGAUGAAAUAUCUGCUACAAUGAAGUCACUUCGAGAAACACUAGCUGCCACUGCCCCUCCUCCAAUGCCACAACUUAGUGAUCCUCAUGCAGCAUUAUGGGGAAGACUAGAGGCAAUUCCAAUGACAUCAGAUCAGAGGGUUCUUGUUGGUGAGCACUUAUCUUCCAAGGAGAAUAAAGGUAAGCGUGGCUGGUUGUGUAAUGCAAGUGAUGCUACUCUACAUGCUUGGGUGUUCAAGUUCUUAUGUGACAAGGAAGGCAUUAACCUUUGAAGGCUUGUGAGGUUGGCUGGUCAUAUUUUGUGCCAUGUCGAAGAACUUAGCUGGGUGCUUAUUUUGCUUGUGAUCAUGACUUAUGGUGGCUGAUCAUAUUGUGUGCCCAGAAACUUAUUUAUGUGCUUAGUUUGAUUGUCGUGAAGACUGAUGGCAUGUUGGAUGUGUGCUCACUUUGCCUGGGCUGUAAUGAGCCAUGCUUGGCUAGUUGCUGAUUUUGUAAUUAGUAUUGUAAUAUAAAUCUCCUAGGCUUAAACCUUCUACAUAUAUGUAUAUAUAUGUUGUUCUCUGAAAAAUGAGUGUGAUCCUACUAUGACAAUGAGGUAUUUUUCAUUCA